AUGGCGGUGCGUCUGGAGGAUGACCAUCUGGUUGGCCACUGCCUGUGGAAGCGCUACGAGGGCAGGAAGUACUGGGGAAUAGUCUGCUUCAAGGUAGGUCGGCAUGCUGGUGGCCAAUAAGCCAGGAAUGACGGACGCUUCUACGCAGCACAGCGGCCGGUCAGGUGUGAUGUCGUGUUGUGGUUCCUUGUUUGUUUGUGUGCAGGAGCUGGCGGGGUCUGGGUCGAAAACAGACCCAUCCAAGACAGAUCAACCCAAGGUGAUUAUAUUGAGCAGCCAGCCGUGACAGACAGACACUUCUCAGCCCUCUCACUCUCGCCACUGACUGACUGUGAUGGUCUGUCGGUCUGUGUGCGUGUUUCUUUCUAUCUUCCUUUAUCUUUGAAGGAGACGUACUAUGUCAAGUACACGGAUGGAGAUGUGGAGCGGAUGCUGCCGCAGAUUGUCAAGUAAGGAACCAACACACACAGACAAACGAACGAACAGGCCAGCCACAAUAUGCACAACCGGCGUGAGAGAAAGGCACCAAACAGCCAUGUUUGUUGGGUGCGUUUGUUUGUUUCAUCAGGCUGCAGUCUGGGUUCGGCCGCAUAGAGGCGGCUGACUGGGAGGCCUCCGACGCACAAGGGGAGCUCCGGCCGCCGGCCGAGCUCAGCAGGCAAGGGCUAUCUCGCAGCACCUACUCUCAGCUCAUCCAGACCUUUCGCGACGUACGGGAGGAGCACGGCCUCUCCAAGACACUCGUCAGACCGAAAGAUGCCCCAAUCAGGUCUCGUCAGCCCCCAUCCAGCGGCAAGGACGGCACCGUCCCACCAAUGUCAUCAAGCGGCCCAGCUGGUGAGCGUGACGAUCUUGUCAAUGGCAACAGCUACUACGGGCGAUAUGGCCCCCUUGCCAGCACACGACGCUCCAGUCGUGUGCGCGAGAGCACCAGAGCUGGAGGCCCGAGGAGGUCGCCUGUGAGGCCUGAGGACGAUGAAGAAGCUGGGCCGAUCGCUGAACAAGUUGAUAUGGAUGGAGAUGUCCUCAUGGACGAGGAGUGGGCCGGGCAGCCGUCGUCGAAUGCUGCUGCUGCUGCUGGUGGUGGAGAUGGGAAGCCCCCCACCAGAAGUGCCGUCUUCAAUCGCAAACAGGCUGUCGCCUCGCGUACGUCGGGGGGAGGCAGGGGCAGGUACCUACCGACAUGCGGGAGUACAGGGCUGUCCUCCCUCUGUCUGUCGCAGGUUCCAAGAUGGAUCACGUUGAGACCUACUUGGAGCUCUGCGCCACAAUGUCAGUCAGGACAGCAGGGUCUUCGUCGUCGCGCUGUAUCUCCGUCUUACUCUCCCUUCAUUGCUUCGAUCGUGAUGUCACUGCAAUCCUUGCCUGUAGGUAUCAUGGUCAAGCUUACAGCAGCACUCGCGAAGCCAUCCAGGCACAAAUACUCCGUACGUCAGACACACACGGGCACCAUGCCACUCAGCUGGAGAGAAUGCCGCAGAUAGACGCCGCCUCUAGCUGUCGUGUGUUGUGUGUUGUGUGUUGCAGCCAACGAGAAGCGGCUACGAGUGUCGUCUGCGUCGGCGGCGACGAACAGUGCGACCAAGAUGACGCCCUUCGACCUGCUCAUCUCAAAAUACAGACACAGCCACACAAUAGGUAGCUGGGCACUCGUGCGACCUGAGCUUGGAAGCAGCUUCCAUUUUGAUCUAUGUAUAUAUGUAUGUGUUAUUUAUUUAUGUACAGAUCUGUGGGGGCCCAAGGAGGUCAUGAUAUUUGAGGUCAGUGCGGAGUGGGCGGGGCGGGCGACAAGAGGGAGGGAUGUAUGUGACAUCGUGCCUGCCUGCCUGCCUGCCUGCAGGGUGCGAUAUGUCGGUACGGCAAGGACUUCCACAAGAUCGCCAAACUGGUACACACCAGAAGACGACAAGAAACCAUGGCCGGCACCUUCUACUUAGGUGACACCCCUGUGUUUGUGGUGGUGUGUCAGGUCGAGACGAAGACAACAAAGGAGUGCAUCGACUUUUACUACCUCUGGUGAGGCCAACCACGAUGUCUCGGCACGUGCUUGCAUCGCCUCUGCACCUCACCUGUGGUCAUCCAUCCUGUCGUGUUUAGGAAGAAGACGUCUCGUUACAGGCAUUGGAAGGACCUCCGCGACCUGUCCGACACGAUCAAGAACACCUGGGACUGACUGACUGACUUGACUAGACCUUUAUCAAUCAUGUCAUAUAUGGAUGGAUGGAUGAGUCUCUCUCGGCCGACCGUCGCUCUUCAGCCGCCUCACCUGCAUGCCCUUGCCCAUGCCCAUGGUGGAUCGAUGGAUGCGAGAGAUGUAGACGCGGCUGACAGACGAGACAACGCAGAACUGCCUGCGUGUGUGUCUGGGCCGUGAAGUAGAAUAAUGUGAUGGAUAAUGGA
Vitrella brassicaformis is the source of this 2400-nucleotide messenger RNA. Lineage: Eukaryota; Vitrellaceae. The record is from the annotation of a GenBank genome assembly.